This is a messenger RNA of Aegilops tauschii subsp. strangulata, 1356 nucleotides long. Its product is annotated as triosephosphate isomerase, chloroplastic. Gene Ontology annotation, cellular component: cytosol. Gene Ontology annotation, molecular function: triose-phosphate isomerase activity. Lineage: Eukaryota; Viridiplantae; Streptophyta; Magnoliopsida; Poales; Poaceae. Gene Ontology annotation, biological process: gluconeogenesis; glycerol catabolic process; glyceraldehyde-3-phosphate biosynthetic process. The record is from RefSeq and is a predicted model, not a curated record.
GGGUCGCUCUCGCUCGCCCCCUUUCCCGCAGGCCUCCCGUGCGCCUACCCUCCUCCUGGUUCUGGUUGGUGUGGUGGCUGCUGCGCGCAUCAUCGUCAGAGCCUCCCCCUCUCGCCCACCAACCGCACGACCACAGGAGCGCGCGACGCAGAGAGAGAUUUGAUUCAGAGACAAGAGAAUGGCGGCGCCGUCGUCCCUCGCCUCCUCCCGCCUCGCCGCCGCCGCCCCGGCCCCGCAGCACCACCACCACCAGAACCACCAGCUCCGCCUCGGCUGCUCCCGCCGCCGCGCGCAGCGCCUCGUCGCCAUGGCCGGAUCCGGAAAGUUCUUCGUCGGAGGCAACUGGAAGUGCAAUGGAACAAAGGAAUCCAUUAGCAAGCUUGUCUCUGAUUUGAAUGCUGCCACACUCGAAAGCGAUGUAGAUGUUGUCGUAGCACCGCCAUUCAUCUAUAUCGACCAGGUGAAGAGUUCACUAACUGACCGUAUUGAGGUGUCUGCUCAAAACACAUGGAUUGGAAAAGGAGGAGCUUUCACUGGAGAGAUCAGUGCGGAGCAGUUGGUGGACAUUGGCUGCCAAUGGGUUAUUCUUGGUCACUCUGAGCGCAGACAUGUUAUCGGUGAAGAUGAUCAGUUUAUUGGGAAGAAGGCUGCAUAUGCCUUGAGUCAAAAUCUUAAGGUUAUGGCAUGCAUAGGAGAACUGUUGGAAGAGAGGGAAGCUGGGAAAACUUUCGAUGUCUGUUUUAAGCAGAUGAAGGCUUUUGCAGAUAAUAUUACAGACUGGAAAAAUGUUGUGAUUGCGUACGAGCCUGUGUGGGCUAUUGGAACUGGAAAGGUUGCUUCUCCAGAGCAAGCUCAAGAAGUUCAUGCCGCUGUCCGUGAUUGGUUAAAAACCAAUGUAUCAGCUGAUGUUGCUUCUACCGUUAGAAUUAUCUACGGAGGUUCCGUAAAUGCAGCAAACUGUGCUGAGCUAGCAAAGAAGGAAGAUAUUGAUGGCUUCCUUGUCGGCGGUGCCUCUUUGAAGGGUCCGGACUUUGCCACCAUCUGCAACUCAGUAACGUCGAAGAAAGUUACAGCCUGAUGUGAGAUCACCACCUCCAUGGUAGAAAUAAGUGAUGAGAAAGAGAGGCAGCCUGGCCACCGCGUCGAAAAUGCGUGAGAUAGGUGCUCCAUGUGAACCGUGAAUCGUGAUCUGGUUUUGCUGAUUCGUAGAACGAAGAAAUACAAAUAAUACGACGUGGCGCCAUUUUGCUUCUCAUGGAAUUUCUGUACGAAACGGGAGUUUUCUUCUUUGUACGUGACAGGAAUGGGAGUGGUCACACUCACACCUGAAUUGAAGUGUGCUCAUGCUUGUUGUUC